Carcharodon carcharias (great white shark) is the source of this 6201-nucleotide messenger RNA. RefSeq names its product 7SK snRNA methylphosphate capping enzyme-like. Gene Ontology annotation, molecular function: RNA methyltransferase activity; snRNA binding; O-methyltransferase activity. Gene Ontology annotation, biological process: snRNA modification. Bases 102 to 1991 code for a protein of 629 amino acids. NCBI's taxonomy places the organism in Eukaryota, Metazoa, Chordata, Chondrichthyes, Lamniformes, Lamnidae. The transcript is spliced from 4 exons. The record is from RefSeq and is a predicted model, not a curated record.
AGGAGGAGGGGCUCCCCCACCCCACCCCCCCUCCUCCGAAACCACCCUCCGGUGAGGGCCGCUCGUGAUCCCCUCACCCGAGACCUGACCCAUGUUGUCUGAUGAAGAAGCUGAUGGCGACGUCGGUCAAGGAAGACCCCAUCCGGGAGGUGACCCUCCUGAAGCCCGAGUACCUGUCAGCCAUCGAGGUCAAGGUGGAGGAGCUGCAUCGCCAGGGCAGGGCCCUGACCCCCGUCAGCGAGGAGGCCGCCUUGUCCCCCGGCGCCAAAGACGAGCUGGGUGAGGACGAGAACGUGGCGGAGCUGAGCAGGCCGAAGAACGGCCUCCAGCCCUUCCAGCAGCAGAGGGCCUUCAAGAGGCGGAACAGCCUGAACGUAGGCUUCAAGCACCCCGGCUUCAAGCGGCGCCGCAGGGCCAACUCUGACUGCGACCCGGUGCUGCCCAGCAACUUCCUCUUGGGGGGCAACAUCUUUGACCCGCUGAACCUCAACAGCCUGUUGGACGAGGACGUGAACAAGGCCCUCAACGCCGAGACCCCCAAGUCCUCACCUCUGCCCUGCCGGAACCGCGACCCGGUGGAGAUCCUCAUCCCCAAGGACAUCACCGACCCGCUCAACCUCAACAACGACUCCGAGGUCCUGCCCUCGCCCCUCAAGCUGGGCCGCAAGAGGCGCCACCGGCACUACCACCACCCGCCCAGCCAGCUUCCCCAGUCCGCCGCCGCUGAGCUGGCGGAGAAGAGCCAAGCGGCCGUGCCGGACCCCGGCGCCCAGGAUGGCGCCGCUAGCCAGAUUCCGGCGGCAGCGAGAGCAGGGGCCGGUGCCGCGGAGCCGCCGCCGGAGCCCGAGGGGCCCCAGCCUUACGAGCUCAACACCGUCAUCAACUGCAGGGAUGAGAUCGUGUCGCCCGUCCUCCGCGGCUCCGAGCACGCUUCGGCCGGCACCCGGCACCGCAAGCGCCGCAGGACCUCCAGCAAAUCGGAGCCGGGCAAGGCUACUACGGGCGCAGAGGAGGAGCCUGGGCCGCCGGGCGCCGACGCUAAGAAGCAGACGCCGGAGAAGCCGAGGGGGAAGGCGUCCCACCACCACCACCACCACCAUCAUCACCAACACCAGCAGCAGCAGCACCACUACCAGCGCCACUCCAGCCUGCACCGGGAGAGCAAGGCUCAACCCAACUUCCAGAGCAAACACAAGCGGUUCCAGUAUGGCAACUACACCAAGUACUACGGCUACCGCAACCCGGGCCGCUGCGAGGACCCCCGGCUCGGGGUCUUUAAGCCCGACUGGUUCCGGGGCAAGGACAUCCUGGACCUGGGCUGCAACUCUGGCCACCUGACCCUCAGCAUCGCCAAAGACUUGAAGCCCUCGCGCAUCGUGGGCGUCGACAUUGACGGUGGCCUCGUCCACUCGGCCCGGCAGAACAUCCGCCACUUCCUGUCGCAGGACGUGCUGCCGUCGCAGGGCAACGGGCAGGUGAAGCGGCGCUUCCCCCUCUCGCUGAGCAAGUGCAAGGGCCCGAUCGCUGCGCCGCCCAUAGCGGUCGACUGCCGUGUGCCGGAGUUCCCCAAUAACGUCACUUUCAUCCAGGGAAACUAUGUACUGGAGAAGGACGAGUUGCUGGAGACACAGAGACCAGAGUAUGAUGUCAUUCUGUGCUUAAGCCUGACGAAAUGGAUUCAUCUCAAUUGGGGGGAUGAGGGGCUAAAACGGAUGUUCAAACGCAUCUACAGGCAUCUGCGGGCCGGCGGAAUUUUCAUCCUUGAACCACAGCCCUGGUCUUCAUAUGGGAAACGACGGAAACUUACAGAGACAAUCUACAAGAACUACUAUAAGAUCAUCUUCAAACCGGAACAGUUUACGUCUUAUCUGUUGUCCCCCGAGGUUGGAUUCUCUAGUUAUGAGCUGGUGGGAACACCUCAGAGCACAUCGAAAGGGUUCCAGCGUCCGGUUUACCUCUUUCACAAGGGUCGUCCAUCUAGUGUGAACUAAGACCUUCCAAAGCCAGCUCCUGGCUGCUAUUUCUGUUCCUUUUGUCCGUUGAUGGCUCUUUCCUGACCAUCUCCUCUCUCUCUCUCUCUCUCUCUCUCUCUCUCUCUCUCUCUCGUCGAAGCCAAUGGAAGACCCUGCACAGGACACGUGGUCUGUCAUCAUGAACACUGCCUUUUUCUUUUUGGGUUGUUUUAAAUUGACAAGAUGUUAUCUCGAUCUGCUUCAUAUAAAAGGCUCAACGAAUGUUUGUUUUAAAAAGAAAAAAGGAAAAGCAUUUGAGGGUCACAAAAAAAAGGAACUGCUCUUGCUGGCUUUAGGCACCUCUUGGGUGGGGGAGGGUGCGUGUGACCCUUUUGAAAGGAUAACUUCUGCGCUUGAAUUUAUAGUGAGCCAGCAUUGCUGGCAUUGCUUCCAGGAAAACCUCACCCUUUUUUUUUCCUCUGUCAAACUCUCAUCGUUUGAGUGGGCAACACGUCUGUUGUGGACUGGCAGGGAGAGGAAAAUAGAUUAAACGUGAAGAGACGCCACAGGUGAAACUACCAAGAUAAACCUACACCUUUUGCAUUGUUUUUCUUUUACCAUAUGGGACAUUGCUAUCCAGCAUGCCAGCCACUUGCCUGCAGGGUCAUUUGCCACUUCGUUCUCUUCACCCAUCUCUCGCCAAAAAAACGGUCUUGCUGGAGACUGUAAACCAACCAGUCCCUGAAACGAAUUGGCUCAUGGACGCAACCAAAACCAGCCAUCUUCAUCCUGCCAGCGCGGUUGGCCGUGUAUUUUGGGGGCAUGGUUACGGUGGGCUGCCUACAGACCCUGGCUCUGUUUUGAUGACCGUUUCCAUUGUCAAAUUAAAACUGGUAUUUACAGGAUGCGGGCAACAUCGAGCUUUAGAAUCCUAGCGUUUGUGGCCAGUGGUCUGGAAUGACCACUUGUAACAAUAUUCCAAAAGGAAAAGAAUUGCCGGCGUUGGUAUUGAUCUAUCCUCCUCUUUGUUGGAGCAGCGGGAAAAGAGAGCCCCGGUAGAGAUGACUCUCGGCUGUUUCUGGCUCUCAAACCCCUCAUUUGUGGGGAGGCAGGUAAUUAGUUUUUCCAUCCCUCUCUCCUCCGCUGAGGUCUCCUAAACCUCGACAAAUACCUCUAGUUUGUUCUGGCAUCCCUCACCUCCCAGCAAAUCCUGAGCUAAAAUAUUGAACCCUUGUAUGUGUAGUAGUAUGACAUGGCUGUUUGUUUAGUCAAAGAGUGAAGUCAAGAGGUCUGAGCACUGAGCUGCUGUAGUCAGGACUUACUUUUAAAUGCAUCCCUGUUGGUGCUGAGUACCUGAGCAGGCUAUGGUUUGUAUUUUUGCCCCGAUUGCGAUUGCCAAGCCCUUAGAAUCCAACAGAAUCGUAUUCAAUGUGAUUUGUCUUCUCUUUUCGCCUCCCCACACCAAUAUUCAAGUCUUUCAGACUGGGGUUUGGUCUGACCCAGAAACAGAUAAUGGAGUGGGAUGAAUAUCCUAGAUAUGACUCUUAGUGACUUUUUCAAUAAAUAAAUAAAACCCCCUCAAGUUUAGACUUUCUUGCCUGUGUGUGUGUGUGUGUGUGUGUGUGUGUGUGUGUGUGUGUGUGUGUGUGUGUGUGUGAGGGGAGAGAGAGGAACGGUGAGUCUUAACCAUAAAAGCGAAACAUUCUGAAGUUAACACGUUUUAAACCAUGAGCUCCUUUUAAACGUAAUAAUUUCAACAAUGCUGGGGUCGCUGCACCUGGUUUUAAAGUUCUGCUAUUUUAUAUUUUAUAUAAAUUUAACUUCUGGAAGUCCAGCUGCUUAGAAAUGAACAGGACCCUUGUGUGUUUGUUGUGCGUGUACUGGGGGAGUUUUACUGCUUCAGGGAGACUAAAAGUCCCCUCCAGUGCACUUGCCCCCCACCCCCAACCCCACCACCCCCAUUUUGUAAACUGACGUCAGUCUGUAAAGAUACAGAAUAAAGUGCAUGUUAACCACCCCCCACCCCCCCUCAUCUGGACCAAUGAGAUAGACUGAUGAGUGGCAGUGUCAGAUGAUUGCAGUAACCCUUAGCCAUGCAUUUGUUGCGCCGCACUGUAAAUAUUCCUGCGGUACAGUAUGGAAAUGAUGCUGUUGUAAUUUACUUUUCUAAAGUUAGAGGUUUCCUGACUUCCACGGGCCGCUCACUGCUUUAUUUCAGCACAGUAACCUCCUGACUGCUCUCUCUCCUUUUUUUAAUCCUCUUGACUCUCCUGCGCUCCUGUUCGAAAGGCCAGUGUGCUGGUUAUGGGCGGAAGGAGUGUGGUGGUGGUGCUGUUGGGGGGGGUGGGGGGGAGGUAGAUCCAACGCUUACUUGCAUUGUGUUAUGAUAAAGGGUUUUUUUUUUACCCCUGCUAGCUGUGGGAGGAAAAAUAUUAAAAGUAAAGCGGCCUUACCAGUGUUCUGGGUCCAUGAAGACCCCAGGAUCCGAGGAGAAUUGACCAUUCAGUUGUGCUUUACAAGGAUUUCUCCCCCCGCCCCCUCCCCCAGCCCUGCCCCGCCCCAGAUUGAUUGGUAGACCAGUUCAAAACCUGGGCCAGAGCCAAAAUGCGUUUCACAUAAAAUGAGAGAAGUUGCUUCGUUCUGGCCCUCUCACCGGGGCCUUGGGGUUCCUCUGAUAUAGGACCAAACGCCCCCCCCCAAUAUGGUAACCUAUGAUGGGAAGGGGAGCCACCACCAUGGCAUACUCGACCUGCAGCCGUCUGCUUUGGAGGAUCAGUGUUAAACGUGAGGGAACGCCGGGAGCAGAUCUGGAGGAGGAGACGUGGUUCUGAUCCGGAGCUCCUGGCGCCGUUAAACCGAUCAUUGGCCGGCGUUAGAGAUCCAGGGAAACUCGGGAUCGUGGAUUUUUAUUUUGUGGCGAGAGGGAGGCAUUUUUAAAAAAAAUAAAUAAAUUUUUUUGUAGAACUUUCCGUUUUAUUAUCGUAAGGCACUUAAUGAUUUUUUAUAUAUAUACCUGGACUUGAAUUUGACCCCCCCACCCCCCCCCCCCACCGCCGCAGUCUCUCCAAACAUUCACCUGUAAUUCACUUCCGAAACUGAUGGCGACAUUUCUAACCCUUUUUAGAAUUUAUUGACUGAAGUUGAGGUGAGGAAUCUUAGUGUGCGUUCCCAGGUGUCCUUUCUCAGUCGGCAGCUCGAGUGCUUGGACUCUUAAGGAUCCUCGUUGCACUUUGUUAUUUUAGUUAGUUCGAAGGAAGGAAGGUGCAAGCCAUUGCCUUUUUCGGGUAAAGGAAUUGCCUGCAUCCCUCUUUGUGUGCCGAACAGAUGACUUCUACCCUCGUAGAAGCUUAACCUGGGAGCAGGGAACCUUCCCCAUCCCCCAACCCCACCCCCAUCAACAAUAUGUCCAGUCCAGCUGAUCCUGAUGAUAAACUGCCUGUAACCAACAUUAUUUCCCCCCCCCGUUUGUUAAUUCUAACUUCCAGUACAAAUAGCUGAGUAGCUUGUAUCACUCCACUUGGUGUUUCGGUUUGAGCUGGCCGCAGGGGGGUUGUGUAUUGCCGCUUCCCCAACCCCCACCCCCACCCCCUCCCGUUUUGUCCUCCGCGCGCCCCCUUUCAAUAUCCGUCACAGGCUUGGCAAUCGCUGCUUUCCCACCCCCCCCAAAACCCCCUCCCCGUGAACAAAGACAGUGAACGGUGCUCCUGAGGAGGAUCUGUGGCUGCCUUAACACCUGGGCCGCAGCAACAGCUUCAGCACGAUUAAAAUUUAGUAGCAAGACUGAGCCCGUCGGUAGUUGCACUGGUCUUUCAAUAAUUUCUUAAUAAUUAAAAAAAAUUAAGCCAUGGCUUGUAAAAAAGAGGUGCUUUUUUUUUUCUCUCUCUCUCUCUUUCCAACUAUUUACCAGCUCCGUACAGGACGUUGUUUCUUCAGUAUGAUAAACUGUAUCUUUGACAACUGGUUGGCUGCAGCUUCCAAACAGGGAGGGGAGGGUAGGGUAGGGCGGGCAAACUGUAUGUACGUGUCUGCAUUACAGGGGAUGGUUUAAGUGCAAAUAAACUUGAGAUUCUAGAUUUUUAAGAAAAAAAAAAGUAAAUAAAAUGUUGUCUUUGAUAUUAAAAAAAAAGUUUCAGGAAAAAAAAUUGUCAUUUGUGAAUUUUUUUUUGUAAAAAAAAGACAAAAUGCUGCAAAAAUCCAAUGUCAAACAUACAUCAAGUGUCAUUACAAUAAAGGAAUACAAAGUGUUAAA